Guillardia theta CCMP2712 is the source of this 2913-nucleotide messenger RNA. RefSeq lists its product as hypothetical. The coding region runs from base 1 to 2913 and encodes 970 amino acids. Gene Ontology annotation, molecular function: protein binding. NCBI's taxonomy places the organism in Eukaryota, Cryptophyceae, Pyrenomonadales, Geminigeraceae. The transcript is spliced from 17 exons. The record is from RefSeq and is a predicted model, not a curated record.
AUGCAGGACGCUAGAACGGGGAGUCGUCAGAGAUGCAGGUUGGAGCCGGUGGAAGAAGCUGCCCAAGUGGCCUCCUCUUCAUGCUGCGCGCUGCACAACAACUUCAUCGCGCUGCCUGAUAGAAGACGAGGUCUGAUUCAUCUAUGGAACAGAACCACGCAAAGUGCGAGGCAGCUGGCAGGUAAGCACAGCUCUCCUGUUUCUGCGCUCUGCUUCAACACGAGAGAGCCCCUCUUGCUGUACUCGGCUUCAGCUGAAGCGCUGGUGGAGUGGACGGUUGAGGACGGGUUCGAGUCGUUGAUCAAGGAGAAGGAAGAUCGGUCUAGGUGCCUGCAAGUGUACUUCGACUCGCCACCGCAGCACAUGGAGCUCGACCCAUCCUCUGAGCGGCUGGUCGUGUGUGCAGGACAGGCAGCAAGAGUUGUAUCCUGCUCGAGCGGGAGAGUGGUAGCCCGCCUGGAAGGACACGAAGCUUCAGUGAUCGCUGCCUCCUUCCUGCCGAAUCGUCCUGACGUGGUCGUCACUGUAGCUGAAGACCGACGCUUUCUUGCCUUCGACAUUCAAGCAGGGCUUGUCCUGUACUCGUCUGCAAUCCUCUGCUCCUCCUCGCUCGUAUCUCUGGCUGUCGAGACGUUUGGGACCAGGUUUGCCAUCGGAUCGUCGGACGGGAAAGUUCGACUCUUCGACUCCGCUGACUUCAGGCAGCUGCUGGUGAUUGACGUCAACUCCAUGAUGGGGCUAGAGGAGAAACCAUGGAGGAAGCAGGCGGCCGACACUGCCACAGGGAGUGAGGAGGGCGAGAAAGUAAUCUCAGCCGUUCCCUCCUGGAAGAAAGCCUUCGAUAGCAUGGAGGAGCUGUGUGAAGACGCGGGGCCGAUGACGGGGGUUGCGAUUGAGUGCUCGCCCAUCAGCAUGAUUUUCCUGGCGAGGAGGAGGGAGACUGUUGACAACAGCAUGAGGGCGGGUAACGAAGUGAUCCGGCUGAGCGCUGCAGGGGGGGAGAGGACGAGCUCGAACGAGUGGAAGGAAGCGAAGAGGAAAGCUCCGUCCUUGAUCAUCGCCACGAGUCACGCGCUGAUAGAGCUGAACUUGAGCGCGAUGGAGCUCUGCUCCUCCAUCUUCUUCCACUCUCAGUUCGACCAGAACGAGCCGGGCAAUCGCAACGCCCUCAGCAUGUCCGUUGACUUUGGUGUGGUCGCUCAUGCUGCGAUGGAGAGCAGCCAUCUGCUCGAUCCUCGCGAUCUGCAAGUUGUCUUGAGCGGCGCCUUCACCCCCAGCAUCGCGAUCCUGCACGUGGAUCUCUCCCGAGGAGAGGAAGAGGAGGAUGGAGACCCCUUGAGCCGACAGCGAGGAAGGGAACCUCUCCCUCAGGCAGCCUUCUCCGGCUCAGAAAGUUUCGCUUCCGUCUUCCCGGCCGGGCCCCCGUCAGAGUCCUCGUUCCUUUCGAGCAAGAGCGAGAGCAAGCCUUCCUGCAAGGCCCCGCAGACUCGCAAGAGGGAAACGCUCGAGGGCAUCAAACGAUCGUCGGGAGUCACUCAAGAUCAGGUUGAUGGUCCUCCCUUCCCAACGUCUCUCGUCCCCACCCUAUGCAUCAUCAACAUGGCCUCUAAUGUCAUUGUCGGUGUCGUUAUCAUCCUGCUUUUGCACCUGCUCUUCAUCAUUACCAUUACCACCACCACCAUCAUCAUCACCAACAUCACCACCACCAUCAUCACCACAACCAUCGACGUCACGAAUUCCUCUCCCUUCCAACCCGUCACCUUCAAGAACACCAUCAAGUCCAGCGGUUACGGUGGGGGCCUGGCCAAGGGUGUCAAAGUGGUCAACCUUGUCAACGCCGUCCAAGCCGUCCAAGGAAAAGCCCAGCAAAGUCGGCGCGUGGAAUUUUCUCCUGACGCUUCGCGGGUAGCGAGCUGUUCGUCGGACAACACGAUUGCUCUGGCCCGCACCCCGCUCAAAAAGUACUCCGGGGAGGCCUCGUUCCUCACGGGCCAUACAGGAAGCGUCAACUCGAUAGCCUGGAGCAGGGACAGUAACUUUCUCCUCUCGGCCUCGGCAGACAAGAGCGCAAGGCUCUGGUCGGGCAAGGGGAAGGGCGAGACUCUCCUCCUUCUCAACAGAUUCUCGAGCUCGAGCAAGACCAGCAAGACGUCUUCCCUCGAACCGCCGCAGACCUUCUGCUCAGAGGUGAAGGAGGCGAGAUUCUUCUACAUGGACCGGUUCCUCGUCCUCGCCGUCGGCAAGCAGCUGCUCUUCUUCGAGUGGAAGCUGCACACAGCGGACGAGAAGGAUGAUAUCGACCGACUGAAGAAGAGUCACAAAUCGAAGCUUGUGGCUUCCUUCGACUCAUCCGCGCAGAAUAUUGUCUCUAUAGCUUGUGUUAACAGCUUCCUCUCGCACAUCGUCCUCUCCUCGGGGUCUAAUCGCCACAUCGAAGUCUGGGACGCCAACGCAGGAAAAGUGAUCCAAACUUAUCAGCAGGUGGCCAAGUUCACAGGUCAUACUUGUCGCGUCCAUCCUGUAGGAGUUGCCUUCAGCCCCUGCCUAAGAUUCAUCGCGACGGGGUCAGAAGAUAAACUCGCGUAUCUCUUCGACCUGCGCGCGGGGACCGGGUCUUACCAGCAGAAACUGGAGGAGCGGAGGACUGGAGAGGAAGAGGAAGAGGAAGGAGGGGGGAGAAAGGCGGAUGGAGACAGGGAGGCGGACGAGGACGAGGACGAGGACGAGGACGAGGACGAGGACGAGGACGAGGACGAGGACGAGGACGAGGACGAGGACGAGGACGAGGACGAGGACGAGGACGAGGACGAGGACGAGGACGAGGACGAGGAUGACUUUGCGGCAGGCCUUCAAUCCUUUAUUUCCUCAGCUGGUGACGUCAAGUGCCAACGGCAAGCUCGUGGUGUACAAUGA